AUGAUUGAUUGUGUUCCAACCAUGUCUGGUAUGCGUCUACAACACUUGCCUUCAUUCAUUAGAAAGACCAGCCCUGGUGAUGAAUACAUGCUUGAAGGUUUGUGUUUACAAGCAGAGAGAGCAAAAAGAGCUUCUGCCAUCAUCUUCAACACCUUUUAUGAACUAGAAAGCGACCUUUUGGAUGCGCUUUCUUCAGUCUUUCCUCCAUGCUAUGGUGUUGGUCCGUUUAAGUUACUAGAGAAGGAAAGUGAUGAAUCUGUAGAGUUCAUCAAAUCAAAUCUUUGGAAAGAAGAGAACACCUGUUUGAAAUGGCUAGAAUCGAAACCAAAAUCAUCGGUUAUUUAUGUGAAUUUUGGUAGCACUACAGUGAUGUCACAUCAAUAUCUACUUGAGUUUUGUUGGGGACUUGCAAAGAGCAAUUGUCCGUUCUUAUGGAUAAUACGUCCAGAUCUUGUGGAUGGCAAAUCUGUCGUGCUUCCACCAGAGUUUUUGGAAGAGACAAGCAGCAGAGGGAUGUUGGCUAGUUGGUGCCCACAAGAACAAGUUCUAAAUCACCCAUCAAUUGGAGGGUUUUUAACGCAUAGUGGAUGGAAUUCCACAAUUGAAAGUAUUUCCAGUGGAGUCCCAAUGAUUUGUUGGCCGUUUUUUGCUGACCAACUAACCAAUUGCUGGUCGUGUUGCCACAAGUGGGAGAUUGGCAUGGAGCUUGACACUGAUGUAAAGAGAGAAGAAGUUUCCAAGCUAGUCAUUGAGUUGAUGAAUGGAGACAAAGGGAAAGAGAUGAGGACAAAUGCAAUCGACUUGAAGAACAAGGCCGAAAAAGCAUGUACCUCUCCUUUUGGUUCAUCCAUUGUUAACUUGGGGAAAGUAAUUCAUCUCCUACAAGGAUCUCCAAGUAAUUAA
Messenger RNA from Lactuca saligna, 903 nucleotides. NCBI's taxonomy places the organism in Eukaryota, Viridiplantae, Streptophyta, Magnoliopsida, Asterales, Asteraceae. The record is from the annotation of a GenBank genome assembly.